AUGAAGCUGACGGGAAACGCUCUCUUCGGCGUCGUCGUCGCCCUGACGGCGCUGGGGUUCAUGCAGAUUGGGUUCGACAACGGCCUGAUGGGUAAUCUAGUGACGGAGUCGUCCUUCCUCCAGACCUUCGACAACCCCUCCUCCGUCAUCACCGCGUUGAUCGUCUCCAUCAUGGACGUCGGCGCGUUCUUCGGCAGCAUCGGCACCGCGUUGUUUGGCGAGGAUCUCGGCCGUCGCCGCAGCAUCGCCCUCGGCGUGGUCAUCAUGAUGAUCGGCUCCGUGCUGCAGGCCAGCUCCUACAGCCUGGCGCAGAUGAUCGUCGCCCGUAUCGUCGCCGGCGUCGGGCUGGGCGUCGUCAAUUCCACCUCGCCGGUGAUGAUGGCCGAAUUUGCGCCUAAGGCAACCAGAGGCUUAUACGUCUGCAUGCAACUGACGACGCUCAACCUGGGCAUCUGCCUCAUCUACUGGAUCGACUUUGGCUUCUCGGGCGGCAGCGGCAGCUACGUCUGGCGCGUGCCCAUCAGUCUGCAGUGGGUGCUGCUCAUCCCGAUGCUGGCGCUGGUGUACCUGGUGGACGAGACGCCGCGGUGGCUGGCGGCGCACGACCGCAACGAGGAGGCUCUGGACGUGCUGAUGCGGUUGAACCACGGCCGUAUGGACGAGGCCGACGUGCGGGCUCUACACGAGGAUAUCGUGCGCACCGUCGCGGUCGAGAAGCAGCUGGGCGCCGGCUCGUGGAGCGACCUGCUGCGCAACGACGAGCUGCAGAGCCAGCGCCGUCUGCUCAUCGCCUGUGCCGUGCAGGCCUUUCAACAGCUGGGCGGCAUCAACGCCAUCAUCUACUAUUCCGGCACCCUGUUCGAGACCUCCAUCGGCUUUUCCACGCACAUGUCGAGCCUCAUGUCGGGCUUCCUGCAGACCUGGCUCUUUGUCGCCAGUUUCAUCCCCUGGUUCCUCAUCGACCGCAUCGGCCGGAGGCCUCUGUUGCUGUCUAUGGUCUCCGUCAUGGCUGCCGUCAUGGCCGUCCAGACGGCCCUCAUCUACCAGGUGCAGCACAACACCUCUAUCUCGUACGCGUCCGGUAUUGCGGCGGCGGUCAUGCUGUUCGUCUUUGAGGGAGCCUUCACCAUCGGCUUCCAAGCAACUGUUUGGGUAUAUCCUGCGGAAAUCCUCCCUCUCCGCCUGCGUCAGCGAGGAUCGUCCAUCUCGACCGCUGCCAACUGGAUCUGCGACUAUCUCAUCGUGCAGAUCACGCCGCCGGCCAUCACGAAUAUCGGCUGGCGCACGUAUAUCAUCUUCACCGUCUUCAACGUCACCUGGGUGCCCAUCAUCUACUUCUUCUUCCCGGAGACAAAGGGCCUCGAGCUGGAAGACGUCGAUCGGCUGUUCGCAGGCGACAGUGUAGCCACCGCAGAGCUCUUCUCUGGCAAGGGAGCUGAACAUAUGGAGAUGGAGUGA
Penicilliopsis zonata CBS 506.65 is the source of this 1458-nucleotide messenger RNA. RefSeq lists its product as hypothetical. The record is from RefSeq and is a predicted model, not a curated record. Gene Ontology annotation, biological process: transmembrane transport; carbohydrate transport. Gene Ontology annotation, molecular function: carbohydrate:proton symporter activity. The transcript has 5 exons. NCBI's taxonomy places the organism in Eukaryota, Fungi, Ascomycota, Eurotiomycetes, Eurotiales, Aspergillaceae. The coding region runs from base 1 to 1458 and encodes 485 amino acids. Gene Ontology annotation, cellular component: membrane.